CAUAGAUAAAGCUAAAAUAAAAUGUUUGAAUAGGAGUAUUAUAAGAGAAUAAUUGAUAAACAAACAACCCCAAAUAAAUGCACAAUAAAUACUGCAAAGCCUUGGUUUCCAUAAUUGAAACAUAGAUUAGCUGUAAAAGGUAAUGUUGCUAAAAGAAAAUAGAUUAUGACUAUAAGUUUUUUGUGUUGCCUCCUAAUAAAAUGGUGUCACUUUUAAAGAAAUAAAAGAUCAAUGUGCCAUCAGAUGAGUAGAUUAGAGAAUUUUUAAGAAAUCAUUCUCUUAAGCACAUAGUACAUUAUGAUAGUGGAGACUUUAAAAAUGUUGAUAAGAUUUGUGCAUCAAAUAGUCCUUCACCAUUAAUGAUAAAUAAAAAGAAUCGGAAAUUAUUUUAGUAAUAAAAUCAGAAUACAAAUUAUAAAUUGAUUGAACCAAAACCAUAGACAGCAUAGAAAAUAUUUGAUAGAUAAUCAUCUGUAUAAUAAUGUAGAACUAGAGAAUUAAAAUCAUAACAAAUAGAGAUAAGACCUAAUAGAGAAAUAAUUGAUUUGGAAGUAAAAGGAGUAUAAAGAAAAAUGAGAAUUCAUGAUUUAUAAGCAAAAUCUACUCCUUAGAUAGAUGCAUCUAGUUUAAAAUUCUUUGGAUAAAGUUAGAGAAAAAGGAAUCGGAGAAAAGUAGAAUUAUUAAGACGUUCUUUGAAAAAGAUAAAACUUCUUGGAUUGUCUAUAGUUGAUGUUAUAUAAAAGUAGGUGUUUAGUAAGAAAGCAUUUUCUUGUUAAUUUUCAAAGGAAUUUAUAUUUGCAUCAAAGUAGAAUAGAAUAGAACAGAUGUAGAGUUUUUUAAUUACUCAUCCUUAUUUAGUGUUUUAAUAUGAUUAUUAUAAUAUGACAGCUCUUCAUUGGGCAUGUAAAUAUGGAUGGUUAGAUAUGGUGAGAUUAUUAUUACAUUAUCAUGCAGAUUUUGAUGCUUUAGAUUUGAUGAAUAGAACUCCUUUAAGUAUAGCAAUAAUGGAAAAUCAUUAAGAAAUAGUUAAACUAUUACUUAACCAUGGUGCAUAUCCAUGGAGUACAGGAUUAACAGAUUUAAAUGCUCCAUUAGAACGAAAUCCUGAAAUUAAGAGAAUUGUUUCUUAAGCAAGAAAAAUAUAAUUAUUUACUAAAUGGACCAGACUGUAGGAGUCUACUUUCUGUAUUUAUUGA
Molecule: messenger RNA, 1196 nt
Organism: Paramecium sonneborni
Lineage: Eukaryota; Ciliophora; Oligohymenophorea; Peniculida; Parameciidae
Source: the annotation of a GenBank genome assembly